Messenger RNA from Colletes gigas, 6174 nucleotides. RefSeq names its product cationic amino acid transporter 2. The coding region runs from base 926 to 3334 and encodes 802 amino acids. Gene Ontology annotation, molecular function: amino acid transmembrane transporter activity. The transcript has 14 exons. Gene Ontology annotation, cellular component: plasma membrane. The record is from RefSeq and is a predicted model, not a curated record. Gene Ontology annotation, biological process: amino acid transport; transmembrane transport. NCBI's taxonomy places the organism in Eukaryota, Metazoa, Arthropoda, Insecta, Hymenoptera, Colletidae.
CCACGGCACCCGUGUGUGUCGCACUAAAAUGUGACUCUGGUCAGCAGCACCGGGAGCCGUGUGUGUCGUAAGAGCGAGAGAGCGAGAGAACGAGAGAGAGAGAAAGAGAGGGAGAGAGAGAGAGAGAGAGAGAGAGUCGCGCGUGCCGGAAUUUUCGUUAGUUUAGAAGGACCCAGGGCCGAGAAAAGAGCCCCUCGGCGUUUACGCGUCGCGGUGAACGAACGAAAAAGCUGUGUGCGACCGACAAAGGUGGAUCGUCGCCGCGGCGAGGAGGGUGGACGACGAUAGAACCGUCCGUCUCGACCAGUCGUCGGUGGAAACGCGGCCGAUCGACCUCGGGGAACCCGUCUCCGGUCGCCGUCAACGAAACAUAUCUCAGCCGAAAAAAGGUGCAACCACCCCAGCAGCGACCAGAGGUGGGCAGCUAGAAGCUGGUUGAAAGAGUAGAAUAGCCUAUAACGCGUCGGGGGAAUUCCCUGGAGUCUCCGUUGGAACGAAGAGGACUUCUCCCGGAGACUCGAAGAGGAAGAGGAAAAGAGCGACGGGGGCGAACGGCGCGGGGAUGUCGUGCAAAUCUAAUUGAGGAUUCGUACGCGUACGGCUGAAACUUUUUACGGACUGGUGUGCGCGAACACGUAUGGUACACACAGACGCACGUAGAGAGAGACGCGUAGGUGUAUCACGCGCGUAGCGACCAGGGAACGCGACAGUGCAUCCGUUCCGGAGGAGCAUCGUCGUCGUCGUGUUCACCAGAUCUGCGACGGGGAUACCUAGUGCGACGAACGGGGUAUCAGGGAGUACACCCCGAUGACCGCUCGGGAUUAGUUUACGUAGUACCGUUUCACCGCGAACUGUGAUUCUUUGUGCUGUGGAAGGGAAGAGGAACCCGUUCGUCUCGACCGCGGAGUAAAACAGGCCAGGAAAAAUGAAGCUGGAACUCAUGGAUCGGGAGAAGGGCCUGGAGCUCUUCGGGAAGUUUAUACGAACGAAGAACGUGGACAGUCUUCAGGGUGACCAGGCGAAGAGUGGACCAGAGCCACUGCACCCUACCGACUCCAAGCAGAAAUUACAGAAGUGCCUGACAACUCUGGACCUGACGUCUUUGGGAGUUGGCUCCUGCGUCGGGACAGGGAUGUACCUAGUUGCGGGAAUGGUGGCUCGCAGUGUCGCCGGCCCGGGUGUCGUCAUCUCGUUCAUUAUUGCGGCCAUUGCUUCCAUUCUUUCCGGAGCAUGUUACGCCGAGUUCGGGGUACGAGUGCCUCACACGACGGGCAGCGCUUACAUGUACAGUUACGUGACAGUAGGCGAGUUAAUAGCAUUCAUUAUUGGAUGGAACAUGGUACUGGAGUACCUUAUAGGUACGAGCGCGUGUGCCUGCGCCCUUAGCGCCUGUCUCGACGCCCUUUCCGACGGCGCCGUCUCCAACGCGAUAUCCAGCAGCGUUGGAACCAUUUUCGGUCGACCGCCGGACUUUCUCGCUUUCGUCAUCACUAUACUGAUGAUGUUGCUGAUGGCUGCAGGCGUGAAGAAAUCCCUGGUGUUCAAUAACGUGUUAAACGCCAUCAACCUCUCCGUGUGGGUGUUCAUCAUGGCGGCGGGAAUGUUCUACGUGGACAGCGCCAACUGGGAAGAGCACAAUGGUUUCCUUCCCUACGACUGGAGCGGUGUGUUCACCGGUGCGGCGACGUGUUUUUACGCGUUCAUCGGCUUCGACAUAAUAGCAACCACCGGCGAGGAGGCGACCAACCCCAAGAGGAGCAUCCCCCUCGCGAUAGUCUCGUCGUUGAUCAUAAUUCUCAUCGCUUACGUCACCAGCAGUAUGGUGUUGACGCUGAUUGUUCCGUACAAUGAAGUCGAUCAGGAUUCCGCUCUGGUGGAGAUGUUCGGCCAGGUCGGAGCCUACAAAUGCAAGUACAUCGUCGCGGUUGGUGCACUGGCUGGAUUGACAGUCUCCAUGUUCGGCAGCAUGUUCCCCAUGCCUAGGAUAGUCUACGCCAUGGCUCAGGACGGCCUUAUAUUUCGGCGUCUGAGCCAAGUAUGGCCAGCAACAGGCACUCCAGCCCUGGCGACGCUGACUUCCGGUCUGUGUGCAGCCGUAGCCGCCCUACUGAUCCAGCUGGAAGUCUUGGUGGAAAUGAUGUCCAUCGGUACCCUGCUGGCCUACACUCUGGUGUCCACCUGCGUGCUGAUUCUACGCUACCAGCCGCACACCACGAACCUGGUGGAGCUUCUGCCACAGAGCUUGAAGACUCCUUGUCGAACCCCGACAAAAGAAACUCAGGGAAACGGCCAGGUGACUUACGGGAAGGAGCUUCGACCGGAUCAGCUGACCACCGCUUUGAACACUGUUCAGGCGUCGCAAUCGGAACUCGCUGCGGCGAACAAUGGCCAACGUAUCAUGGUGAGACGAGUGAGAAGAUGCAACAGCUCUUCGCCAGACUCGGACGACACCUACGGGGCUGAGGAGGACGAAGUGGGAUUGGGUAAGGACGACCAGUAUCUGGUUAGCGAUAGAACCGAGAAUAAAUUCUACGGCAGUGUGCACGCAGCUGCGGCUGCAUCCAGUUGCGGAAGUGCGCAUCAGUAUCCGGGAACCACGCCGAUAAUUGGACCGCCAUUGAAUUACCUUCAACGCCGUCUUCAGGCAGCACAGUACCUUUGUCCUGCUAUUUUCCCUUGGGUGGAUCGAGGCCCCGCGACGGAAGCGUCGGGACGCUACGUUAUGAAGCUAGUCGGGAUACUUUACCUGCUGAUCCUGAUCUUUGAUCUGAUUAUCGUUUGCGGCAUGGGGAACAUGGGUACGUUCACCACGUUAUUAAUGUUCCUCUUCCUCUUCGCCAUAAUCGGAGUGCUACUCGCCAUUAGCAGAAAGCCGCAAAACAGGAACAGCAUGAUGUUCAUGACUCCAGGACUGCCAUUCGUCCCUGCGAUUGCUGUCACCGUGAACAUAUACCUCAUCUUCAAGCUGAGCAUUCUGACCCUCGUCAGAUUCACCGUGUGGAUGAUACUUGGCUUCAUCAUGUACUUCUACUACGGUAUCAAGCACAGCAGCCUCGAGGAGGCGAGCGCGUCGGAGAACCAGGAAGAGACAGUGACGGCCGGAAAUAUCGAGCUGACGGUGACGGACACGCAUAAGCAGCAACAGACGCAGCAUCCGUCGUCGUACUCGACGACCGAUCGCAGCAUCUAUGAGGGCCAGCAGCUGGACGCGUUCGGUCAGCCGGUUUUCGGCAGCACGAAUUUCGGCGGGACACCGAGCCAAAGGGCGACCACCACGACCGCCGGGCAGCCCCUCUUCGUCGACCAGGGGAACUUCCCCACCUGGGACGACUGAGCGUCGAACAAAACCGACACAAAUAUAUAUAUUUGAAGAUAUAAGAUAAAUUAUUACGCAAGCCUGACAGGCAUCGAAUGUUCACCGGCGAAUAAACGACCCUUACGGAGCUCGCGGUGGGCCCUGGCCUCUGGAUCGCGAUCGAAGCACCUGCGUUGCUCCUUCGAACGACCCCUUCAACGAUUUUUAUUUCAUCGGCGACGGUAUCCGGCGUCUCCUACCGUUUAUGGAUUGCUCGAUCCUUCAGAUCAAAGAGACUCAUAGUUCCAAAGAGAAUUUUUCUUUGGUUUUCAAAAUUUUAUCCACGAAUAACGAAGAUUUUGGAUCCAUUUGCAAACCGGUCCAUAUAUUCGUGUAUAUAUUCUUCAGUUUUUCAACUGUUAUUAAAUGGCGGAGCAAUGUACUUGGACUAAUUCAUAGGUUGAUUGUCCGUCAGUCGUUGCAAAGCAAAGCUUCCAUGCAACUCGUCAUUUAUAGGCAAAAUUACCCACGGAGAAUCGUAAGAAUUUAUCUGCUGCUCUGUCAGCAACAUUCUUCGUGAAUAUUCCAAGCAGUCUCUGCUGCUGAUAUUUGAUUUUUGUUAAUCUUCAAAAAAGAGAAAACAGAAGCUCCUAAAGGAUGUACAAUAAGCAAACGUUAUAAUCACUCCACAUAAAAUGAAAACGAACUUAUGGACCACCCUAAUAAUUUCACUAACAAACACACUGAUAGAUUCAUUAAAUCGAUAUUCAGGCUAGUGAAGAGCAGACAAAAAGUUAGCUUGCGAAUAGAUCUGAAAUACGUAUUCGUUAUUCGCGAAUAAAUUUCACCCGAACCAUUCGAAACUGACGAUGGAAUCUCGAAAGACGUCACUCUUCCAGAGUUUUCGUUUCAUUUAGACGUUUCUUCGGCUAGAGUGACCAACCUGGCACUAUUUCCAAAGGGAUUUACUUUCUUUUAGAAAACGUAGGACGGAGAAGUCUCGAAGAGAUUCCUCGUAAGGCGCUCUGCGUUUCUUAGGGACUCGAGAACGAUCCCGUAUCCGUAGAAGAUCGAGCCAGAGAUCGACGAUCGAUCGGGCGGCGCUGCUUCGAAAUUCCGAGCUUCCCUGACCGAUCUCGCUUCUCCGCGACGAAGAACGUCAAUUUCCAAUCGACCCCGAUCGAUCGUCGCCCGAUCGACGCUCCUUGAUCGAAGAUCGCUUGAACCUGCACCCCUCCUGAACAGCUAAAGAAUAACAAAAAAAAGAAAAAAAAAUAAUAAUAAUGGCGUGGCCGCGGGUCUCCUGACCGGGGGUGAACUUGUUGACUACUGUUUUUUCGGGACGAAUGUAGCUAAUAAUUUUCCGCGGCAAUAUUUAUUAUCCUAGUUGUAUAAAGAAAAAACACGGGAGUAAUCGUCGUUGACGAGGCAGAGCUGUCGGUGACGGAAGUACAGAACGGCGGAUGACGUAAAGGAAGACGCUAAAGGGGGGACGAUGAGCGACGAGAUCAUUAUCAUUCCUAGCAUAAGGCGAAACUUGUGUUUUCCAAAAGAGCAUUUUAACUGCUAAGAUAUAAGUUUAAACGUACCGCUAGUCGAGAGAGAGAGAGAGAGAGAGAGAGAGAGAGAAUGAACGAGUAUGAGAGGGUGAGAGAGAGAGAGAUUGAGAGAAAGUAAGAAUGAGAGAGGCGACAACAGAAAAUAAUUCGUUCCUGAGUCGAGGAGUGCGAGGACGCGCGUGUCGUUAGGAAACGAAGAAUAGAAAAUCAUCCAAAAACAACAAAAAAAGAUACUUGAAACAAAAAAAAUUAUAUUGAUCUUGCCUAAAUCUAGUCUUUCCCGUAAGAAGGAAGCUUAGCGUUAACGUAUUGUAAUCCUAAACCUAAGCUUAGCUGUAUACUUGCGUGCGUCUUACCUCGAUUAACGAUUACGAAAAUUAAGAUCGUUUCUCCCCAUUGGUCGUUUCAUCGGUUCUUUCUUAGAAUCGCUUAGGGGUUUUUGCGGCCCCUGCUUGAACGCGAUUAGAAAUGUCUCGUUUUCCAUUGUUUCGCGCGCUGUAAGGGCGGUACCAGCAAGAGAUGACUGCAGAAAUCUCAACUCUGUCCUUACACGGAUCCUUCACAUUCCAAACCUGCCCCCUUUGUACUACUAUUAUUUUGAAAUUUAUUGUCCAUACUCCUCUGCAUUGUUCUUGAACAAUAUGGCGCACGGGGAACUGGUUUUCCUCAUUCUAGUCAAUUUUACGAAUCUUCGAUCCGUCGAAUAGGCAUCUUUCAUUUACAUUGGGUAAAAUUGAACGCAAACCUUUCUUUGAAGUAAUUUGUAUGAUUUAUACUAAAUAAUUGAUUUGUCUUUUGCGUAAGUAACGAGUACAAAGUUAUCGAAUUGAUUUUCAAUAUUAUUCAUAAUUCCGUUACUAAAUCCAAAUUAUUUGUUCGCUACAUUCGUAAUCGAUAUAUACUUGCUACGAAUCGCUGACCUAUAGAUGCUUGUUUCGUCGAUUCCUUCGGACUCUAAACAAAUUAGAAACCCAACGAACAGAAUCUUCCCUAUUUUCCUCUAAUCAUUCACAUAUCGAUGUUAUAUCGUCGUUUUACUAUCCCUUGCUAUCGAAGGCGCGACUGUUUCGAAAGAAAAAGUGAACAGGAAAUGGUCGGUGAGAAUGAAGGAAACAUUAUAAAUUAAAUGGAAAGAAUGGAGGAAGGAAACAGACGAAAGAAUUGGUAAAUGGUGACAGAUACGACAGCUUACGGGGGCAGCCCGUGCACUUUACGUCUCUCCGUUUAUUCUAUUCUCGAAUCUACAUAUCGAUCGGUGAUCUAUUUCACAUAUCAGUCUGCACCUUUUGCAGGGAUGGCAUCCGUGAGACUGUAGCGAGA